This is a messenger RNA of Colius striatus (speckled mousebird), 1765 nucleotides long. It is a transcript of the gene TK1, whose product is annotated as thymidine kinase 1. The record is from RefSeq and is a predicted model, not a curated record. Gene Ontology annotation, biological process: thymidine metabolic process. Lineage: Eukaryota; Metazoa; Chordata; Aves; Coliiformes; Coliidae. Gene Ontology annotation, molecular function: ATP binding; thymidine kinase activity. The coding region runs from base 9 to 683 and encodes 224 amino acids. The transcript is spliced from 7 exons.
GCCGCGCCAUGAGCUGCCUCACGGUGCCCGGGGUGCACCCCGGCUCGCCCAGCCGCCCGCGCGGCCAGAUACAGGUGAUCUUCGGGCCCAUGUUCUCCGGGAAGAGCACGGAGCUGAUGCGGCGGGUGCGGCGGUUCCAGCUGGCGCAGUACCGGUGCCUGCUGGUGAAAUACUCCAAGGACACGCGGUACUGCGCCUCCGGCGUCUCCACACACGACAGGAACACGAUGGAGGCCUUGCCAGCCUGUCUCCUCAAGGACGUGUACCAGGAGGCGCUGAGCUCUGCUGUCAUCGGCAUUGACGAGGGACAGUUCUUCCCAGACAUUGUGGAGUUCUGUGAGAUGAUGGCCAAUGCUGGGAAAACUGUCAUCGUUGCUGCUCUUGAUGGGACUUUCCAGAGAAAGGCCUUUGGGAGCAUCCUGAACCUGGUGCCACUGGCGGAGAGUGUGGUGAAGCUGAACGCCGUGUGCAUGGAGUGCUACCGAGAGGCCUCCUACACAAAGAGGCUGGGAGCAGAGCGGGAGGUUGAAGUGAUAGGAGGAGCAGACAAGUACCACUCUGUGUGCCGAGCCUGCUACUUCCGCAAGCGGCCUCAGCAGCCUGGCUCAGAGAACAAGGAGAACGUGCCCCUGGGGCUGAAGCAGCUGGACGUGGCUGUCUGCCGGAAGAUCUUUGCUUCUUGAAUGCUGGGCUGCUGCCUGGGAAGACACAAGAGGAAGGAAGCGAAAUGCUGCAGCUCCCACAUGUCAUGUGAGGCUUCCUCUGCUUUUAGCAAAACUGUCCCAUGCCUCAGCUGUGCCUGCCCAGCCCCUGCUCCCCUGCGCUGAGCACCAGCAAGGAAGAGGCUCACCUGGACCUGAUGCAGGGGGAAGCUGGAGCAGGAGCCUGACCAAAAGUGAGUCUCUCUCAGAACACAGAAAAGGGAGAGGUUUGGGUACUGGUGCUGCCUCUCAAACAGCCCCACACAAGUAUCUCAGCAGGCCUGGCCUACUCUGGGCUCUGUGUGUCCUGUCAGGCCCUGGGGACAGCCGCCCUUGCCUCUGAACACAGCCAUUUCCUUCUCUCUCGUGACUUGUUGCUAAAUUCCAGGUUUCUUAAGACAAUGUACAGUAACUCAGUAUUUUAAACCCAGUUCCUUUUUUAAAGCAGUCUGAAGAGAAAACCCCUCCCCUGCCACAGAGCUGUGGCACAACGCUUCAGCUGACACAACAGCAGCAGCCCCUCAGCUCCCCUUGUAAAUGUGUUGUAGAGGUCAUUGAAGUAGCACAAGGGGAGGGGAAGGCUGUGCUGAGGGCCCAGUGAGAGGCUUCUCCUGGCUUUUGAAGGUCAAGCAGACUAGCAGCAGUUGGUCAAGGUGUUUUUGCUUGGGUCCAAGCUUGGUGCUGCGACUUCGGUGCUUAGUUACCUGCAAAGGGUUUGGAGGCUUAGGACUUCAUUUAUAAAGGUUUGGGCUACAGCUUCUGUGAAGAUCCAGCUGCCUUGAGUGCAUGGUUCUCCACACUAGUCACAUAGUCUUGCUCACUCCUGAAGCUUCCAGGCAUUCUCAGAGUUGAUUCUGCCUCUCCUGUAAGCUGACUCAAGGAUGCUUUUCCUCCCUGUAUUUUGCUUCCAGAAUGUUGUUGGCUAUUUUGAUUCUUCCUUGCCAGAGUGCUGUUCUGCAGCCUCCUGUGCCCUCUGCAUUGCACACAGUGAUGACAGUUGUACUCACAAGCACCUGAGUGCCAGGUCUGGGCUUUCCCCUUGGGGAGGAGGAGGGCAGCACUGC